Rotaria sp. Silwood2 is the source of this 1095-nucleotide messenger RNA. NCBI's taxonomy places the organism in Eukaryota, Metazoa, Rotifera, Eurotatoria, Philodinida, Philodinidae. The record is from the annotation of a GenBank genome assembly.
AUCAAAGAUGCACAAACAUUGAUCACCGGCGACAUUGAUGCAAUAUUAAAACGAGACACGUUUGCUGGCAUUCCUAUCAAUGCCAUUCGUCAAAUAGUUACACAAGAGAAUUCUGUGGAAGCUAUCAAGCACAUUGCAUUCGAUGGCAUGGCUAUCGCAGGCGUUGAUAAGAAUACAUUAAAUUUUGUGAAAAAACUGCCUGAAGGAAUCAAAGACAUAGAAACAUUGUUCAACAGUGAUUUAGAAAAAAUGUUAAGACAAAAUAUGUCAGGUAGUAUCGAUCAACUGUUGGGAAUGUUUACUGAGCAAUCAUUGUUCAGCGGCAAAGAAAAAGAGAUGUUCCAAAUUAUUCGUCGUCGAAUACCUAUGAUACAAGAUGUGGUCAACGGCGAUGGCAAAGCCGUUCUCUCAAAUGCUCUUCAAACUUUCGGUCAACAAAUCAAUAAUUUACCGUUAACCGAUUUCCUUGAUAUUGCUCUACCAGCUGCUAUUCAACGUGUCGCUAAUCGUGAACAAGAAGCUGUUCGUGAUGUUUUCAAAUCAACUGUAGAUCAACUCAAAUCGAUCAGUGGAGACUUCAACGAACAAACGUGUCAAGUGAUUAACCAGAUUUUGCAAUCGUCUGACAAGUGGAAUACUUUCGAAAGGACGAAAAAUCAAUUGGACAAUAAUGUUCGCCUAUUAUUAGGCCCAGCUAUUGAACGUGAGAAAGAAUUUAGGAAUGCUUAUAAUAACUUGACUAGCAACCCUCAAGCAAUUCGCAACUAUCGCCAAGUUCUCAGUAGAACGUUUGGCACGACUCGAGGACGAGGAGCGGAUUUGAAAAAACUAAUUGAAAGCAAUGCGAACUCUGGAGGGUUCUUAUUGAAACGUGCGGUGAGUGAAUUUGUUAAUGAAGUAAGUAGUCAAGAAAGUGGAACAAAAAGUCCAGAAGUGAUGAAACUACUCAAAGAACAUCUCAACGAAAUUUUCAUACGACCCAUUGCAGAGAAGGCAUGCGAACGACAAAUGGAUCAAAUUGAUACCGAACUUGUUAACAAUUUCACCAAUGCAAUCACUUAUGUGCAGAAACAACGGCAACAAACUCAACAUUAA